AUGCCAGAAAAAGUGCUCGAUUUAUUAGAUGAAAUGACAAUUGAACCUAAUAAUUUUACUCUCGCACUUUUAUUUAAUGCAUGUGCUCGAGUUGCCAACGAUCGAGCAAUGAGGAUUGGAAGAAAACUUCUUGAUGAAAUACCUAAUGAUUUCAGAAAUGAUACUGUCGUAUUAACUUCAGCAGCACAUAUGUUAAUGAAAUUUGGUGAAGCUGAAAGUGCUGAACAUGUUGUUAAAUUAGUAAGAAACAAAGGUAUUAUUACGCAUGGUGUUCUAAUGAAUGGUUACAAUAUCAAUGAUGAAACGUGGAAAUAUUUUAAAAUUUUCGAAGAAAUGAGAAAAAAAAAAUUAUUCCCAAUGAGACCAUAA
Rotaria sordida is the source of this 369-nucleotide messenger RNA. NCBI's taxonomy places the organism in Eukaryota, Metazoa, Rotifera, Eurotatoria, Philodinida, Philodinidae. The record is from the annotation of a GenBank genome assembly.